Molecule: messenger RNA, 1413 nt
Organism: Komagataella phaffii GS115
Lineage: Eukaryota; Fungi; Ascomycota; Pichiomycetes; Pichiales; Pichiaceae
Product: non-ATPase regulatory subunit of the 26S proteasome lid
Exons: 1
Coding region: 1-1413 (470 amino acids)
Biological process (GO): ubiquitin-dependent protein catabolic process; regulation of protein catabolic process
Cellular component (GO): proteasome regulatory particle, lid subcomplex; proteasome complex
Molecular function (GO): enzyme regulator activity
Source: RefSeq, a predicted model, not a curated record
AUGUCUUCAACGACGGAAGAGACCAUUCCUACGAACGAAGACAUUGAACUUAGGUUUCAAUUAAUUCAAAAGUCGGUAUCACACUUUGAUCCCCGUUUUACUUUAAAGGUUUUCCGAGAAUUGGGUCCUUUGAGAAGACGACUAGAUGUCAAUUCCCUGCUACAAGUCGUAGAGAAAAACUAUCCGCAAGAUGAAAACAGACAGUACCUAAAGGAUAUUCUAGUGAAACUGGGUGCACAUUCCUCACAAGAAGGUGACCACAUGGAAGUAGACUCAGGGUCUGUCAAUACAGUUCUGCCUGAAAUUGACAUAUUCAUUCAUGUACUAAUAUUGAUUUACUUACAUGACCACAAAGAGAUCAAACUUGCAAACAAGUUUGUUCCCUUCACAAUUAGUGCUUUAAAAUCCUAUAAUCGUCGAACAUUAGAUUAUAUUUCAUCGAGGGCAUGGUUCUACAUCGCUAGAAUAAAAGAGUUAGCUGGAGAGUUGACCUCAAUUCGUCCAGAUCUUUUGUUAGCGCUUCGUACAUCAACUCUGCGUCAUGAUAUAGGGACGAGAGCUUCAACAAUUACCUUGCUUUUGAGAAAUUACAUUUUAUCCAAUGACAUCAACCAAGCUUCAAAUUUGGUAGAAAAGACAGAGUUCCCUGAAGAUGCUUCCAAUGCUUUAGUAGCCCGUUAUUACUAUUACUUGGCAAGAAUCCACGCGGUUCAACUUGCUUAUUCGACAGCUCACAACUACGCGGUUACCUCAAUUAGAAAAGCUCCCCAGUCCGAGCUUGCCACUGGAUUUUUGCAAACUGCCACCAAGUUGAACAUUUUGGUAGAGUUACUGAUGGGAGAGAUUCCAUCGUUAGAUACUUUCAGAGAUCCGAAACUGGAGAAAUCAUUGUUGCCAUAUUUGGCCGUCACUCGUGCUGUGAGAUUGGGUGAUUUGAACUUGUUUAAUAAGGCAUUGGCUGAAUACGGAGACACGUUCAAAGAUGAAAAGAAUUACAAUUUGGUUUUGAAAUUACGUCAAAACGUUAUCAAGACUGGAAUAAGAAUCAUUUCAUUAGCUUAUACUAGAAUCUCCCUAAAGGACAUCUGUAUUAAGUUGCAUUUGGAUAGUGAACUAAGUGCCGAGUAUAUUGUUGCUAAGUCUAUUAGAGAUGGCGUCAUAGAAGCCACCAUUGAUCACGAAAAAGGAUACAUGCAAAGUAAGGAGGUGCUGGAUGUGUAUUCUACUAGAGAACCACAGAGUGUAUUUGACGAACGUAUUAAGUUCUGUAUGCAACUACACAAUGAGAGUGUCAAAGCUAUGCGUUAUCCAUUGAGUGCAAACAGAAUUGAUAACAAAAACGCCCCGGAUAACAAAGAUUCUGAAGAGGAGCUAUUAGCUUACUCGUUGAGUGUCUUUGAUGAUGAACUGUAG